Lucilia cuprina (Australian sheep blowfly) is the source of this 1479-nucleotide messenger RNA. It is a transcript of the gene Rpt6, whose product is annotated as 26S proteasome regulatory subunit 8. The transcript has 3 exons. The coding region runs from base 143 to 1357 and encodes 404 amino acids. Gene Ontology annotation, biological process: proteasome-mediated ubiquitin-dependent protein catabolic process. Gene Ontology annotation, molecular function: proteasome-activating activity; ATP binding; ATP hydrolysis activity. NCBI's taxonomy places the organism in Eukaryota, Metazoa, Arthropoda, Insecta, Diptera, Calliphoridae. The record is from RefSeq and is a predicted model, not a curated record. Gene Ontology annotation, cellular component: proteasome regulatory particle, base subcomplex.
UUACAACUGUGUGCGUUGACUUUGCAAAAUUUUCUAAAAAAAAGUGUCAUUGUGUUUUAACAAAAGUUACAAGAAAAAUCAAACGAUUAAUAAAAUUAAACAAAAUAAUAUCUAAAGUAAAUUAAUAAAAUAAUUCCGAACAAUGACCGUCACCAACCGGAUGGACAUUGAUGCCGCCUGCAAGGGUGAGGGCUUUCGUUCAUAUUACAUACAAAAAAUCGAAGAACUGCAAUUGAUUGUAGCUGAAAAAUCACAAAAUUUAAGACGUCUGCAGGCUCAGCGUAACGAACUUAAUGCUAAAGUUCGCAUGCUGCGUGAAGAGUUGCAGCUUCUGCAGGAACAGGGCAGUUAUGUUGGUGAGGUUGUCAAGCCCAUGGAUAAGAAGAAAGUUUUGGUUAAGGUACAUCCAGAAGGUAAAUUUGUUGUAGACAUUGAUAAAAAUAUUGAUAUCAAUGAUGUUACUCCCAAUUGUCGCGUUGCUUUGCGCAAUGAAAGUUAUACCUUGCAUAAGAUUCUACCCAAUAAAGUUGAUCCUUUGGUAUCACUUAUGAUGGUGGAAAAAGUGCCCGAUUCUACUUACGAAAUGGUUGGUGGUUUGGAUAAACAAAUCAAAGAAAUUAAGGAAGUUAUUGAAUUGCCUGUUAAACAUCCUGAACUUUUCGAUGCUUUGGGUAUUGCCCAACCUAAGGGUGUUUUAUUGUAUGGUCCUCCUGGUACUGGUAAAACUCUACUGGCUCGUGCUGUUGCCCAUCAUACCGAGUGUACUUUUAUUCGUGUUUCCGGCUCGGAAUUGGUACAGAAAUUCAUUGGUGAAGGUUCCCGUAUGGUACGUGAAUUGUUCGUUAUGGCUCGUGAGCAUGCACCCUCUAUUAUCUUUAUGGAUGAAAUUGAUUCUAUUGGUUCUUCACGUAUCGAAUCUGGUUCGGGUGGUGAUUCUGAAGUACAACGUACCAUGUUGGAACUGUUGAAUCAGUUGGAUGGUUUUGAGGCUACCAAAAACAUUAAAGUCAUUAUGGCCACAAAUCGUAUUGAUAUUUUGGAUCCUGCCCUUUUGCGUCCCGGUCGUAUUGAUCGUAAAAUUGAAUUCCCACCACCAAAUGAGGAGGCUCGUUUGGAUAUUCUUAAAAUUCACUCUCGUAAAAUGAACCUGACGCGUGGCAUUAAUCUGCGUAAAAUUGCCGAACUUAUGCCAGGCGCUUCCGGUGCUGAGGUAAAGGGUGUGUGCACCGAAGCCGGUAUGUAUGCUUUGCGUGAGAGACGUGUUCACGUUACUCAGGAAGAUUUCGAAAUGGCCGUUGCUAAAGUUAUGCAAAAGGAUUCCGAAAAGAAUAUGUCUAUUAAGAAAUUGUGGAAAUAAAGAGUUUUUUGUGUGUAAUUCUUUUGUAGGCUUUGUAAGUUUUAUUUUUUUAUAAUUUUUCAUUGAGGUACUUUAAACUGCGAUUAUCGCUUAAUAUAAAUAAAUAUAUUAUAUCAAUUAUA